GUUAGCUUUUUGUGUAUCCUCAUCUUGUAUACAUUGUCUGUCUGUCUGCUUUACAGUAACAGACUUCCUGUCAGUGUAAAUCAUUGAGCAUUAGACCUGUCCUGUCACAUGCACUUGGUUAUGAAAUCAGAUCUCACUUUUUUUUUGACGUUCAUUUGCACUUUGAAAUAUGAUAUGCAACAUGCUUCUUAUUACUUGCUACAUGUUUGUCACGUUACAGUCCGCUCUCUGUAUCCUCAACAGGACAGCAGUUUCUCCGUCAGUUUAUGUGACUGGGAAGUCGCACGUUUGUGACCGCUCAGAAGUUACUUUGGCAUCGUGCUUUGCUUCAUAUGCACGGCCUGCAGCAGAAGUCAUUUGGAGAUUUGGAGAUCACAAUGACACUAUGAGGACUGAAACCGACUACAUGGUUCACCCAGACGGAUCCUUUACGGUCGUGUCCCACUUGUUGGGUGCACCAUUUAAACAUUUAAACCAGGAGAGGAUCCAGUGUGUGGUAACACACAGCACUCUGACAAAGAAACACGAACAUGACUACACAAUAAAUGUGCAUUAUCCUCCGGAAUUGGUGAUGAUAAUUCCUGAUGAUCCGAAACAGCCUGAAACAUUUUCCUGCUUAGCUGAUAGUAACCCAAGACCGACCAAUUACACCUGGAUCAAACUGAAUGAAUCUAUUCCUUAUUCUGAAGGCAACACACUUUAUGUCCCAAAACUAUCCUCUGAUUUCAAUGGGGUAUACAUCUGUAAGGUAUCAAACCAGUAUGGAAGUGCUUCAGGUGUUAUCUAUAUAAAUAUCCAAAAUGAAUCAACCUUUGCUUGCUGGAGUCUGUACAGUUUUGCUUUCAGCUUCAUUGUCCUUUGUAUUUGUGGAGGUUGCAUGUUGUUGAAAAACGCUUCAGGUACAAGACAACCCAUUCGCAAAAGAAGCAGAGGAUAAUGAACUUCAAUGAAUUUGGAUUCUGCAGGAUCAGAUUAAAAAGCAUUGCUGUUACUAUACCCAAAUAUUCAAAUGUCAGUCAGUUGCCUUACUUUUACUUUAGCUAGCUAUAUUUCAUUGUAGCAAGUUAAAGAAAGAUUAUAUUUUGUUAUAUGUUACUGCCUCAUGUAAAACUUCAAUACAGAAUACAAAUUCAUCCUUAAGCGUCACUCCAGACAAAUACUGUAACCUGUGGACAGGUUAUGGCAAGUUUGUUUAUUUUAUACUCAAAGGGGAAUUCAAAAGAUUUUAGCUGGUGACAUGAACACUGACAUUGCAUUGUUUUGAGUGAAGUGUGUAAUGGACUUUGUAAAUGACCUAUGACCCGAGUUGUCUAAAAGCUUUAAUAAUUAAUAUCUGCAAUGUAUUUUGGUAUGACUCGGGCCAUUGAUGGAGUUAGCAACAAGGUAAUAGUUCUUUAAAAUCUGUUUUAACUGGAAGACAGUGUAAAGAUGUGCGAAUUGGAGUGAUAUGUUCAGAUUUUUUGGUCCAAAAAAUAAGUGGAUAGGAUAUCAAAAAAGUAAAAUCUGUCAAAAGCAAAAUACUGCUGUGUUCAAAAUAUCGUGGCAAUGCAUUGUCAUGAACUCCUGAUGUGCCCAACCUGUAUUGACUCUGAAGCACUUUUUAUGUUAAAAUGUUUUGUUUUGUAACCAAGUGCUGUAUGCCUAAAGGAUCGUAGCUAAAACUUAAUGCAUAGGAAAUGAUAAUCCAGCAAUACCUUUUGAUAAGAAAACCUCUGGUUAUUUAAUAUAUGAUAAACAGAUAAUGUUACUAAAUUCUGAACAAAAAAAUGAUUCUUAUUUGACCCAUAUAAUGAUGUGCAUCAUAUCCUGACGUUGCUGUCGAUAAACAGCCCUACUGUUGUA
Paramisgurnus dabryanus is the source of this 1842-nucleotide messenger RNA. RefSeq names its product nectin-3-like protein. The record is from RefSeq and is a predicted model, not a curated record. NCBI's taxonomy places the organism in Eukaryota, Metazoa, Chordata, Actinopteri, Cypriniformes, Cobitidae. Gene Ontology annotation, cellular component: adherens junction. Gene Ontology annotation, biological process: homophilic cell-cell adhesion; heterophilic cell-cell adhesion.